AUGAUGAGCAGGGAAUACCUGGGUGUCCUUCUAUGGCUGCUUACGAACAUUAUUACGGGAGCCAGGAGCCAGGGCCUACCUCAGGCGCUGUCGAUGCCCUCCGUGUACGGCAGCCGCGCCUUUAUGUCUGAGAACUUGGAACUCAAAGAUACGGUAGGGGGACUGUUUAACAAUCAGACAAUGCAUGAGCUAGCCCCGAUAAAUUGUAGUAUUGUGCCCGGAGCACGUAAUAAGCUGGAGUUCAACGUUAGCACCCUAUCAUCCGGUAUUUCGACUGCAUAUGAGGUUUUAACGCUACUGAGCGGUAACAUAUGUUGGCGACCACUCAAUACAACAGGACAAGUCCUGCGGGUGUAUUACUCGUUCAACAAAACAACGCUGGAUGACCUCAGUGGGGCCGAAGCCGCCGACUUUGCCGAGGGCUACAUGGAGGCGCUCGCUGUGCGACCCUAUCAGGUUGAUGAUAACCAAACCGACCCCUAUUCGACCCUGUAUCUGGUGUCCCUAUUGGUCGACUCUGAGACGGGGAAGCCCCUUCCUGCUGCUGCGGCAAAUCCGGAACCGUGGCAUUAUAGGCUCUCCAUCUCUCAAAAUGAUCUGGGGUUCCAAUGGGAUAGCAGGCCGUGGAUUGAAGUCAUUGAUACAGAUUAUAACUCUGCAUUGCUAAGCACGGGGAACUUGGGGCCAGCCAGUGAUGACAAGGGCAAGCGCAAGUACGAUCCCGAUCUCUACGAUCUAUACCUCUACUCAGUCGAGCACAUUGAUACCUUCAACGGACUUUCGAGGUCCUAUUGUGCCGUUAGUGGUGGCCCCCGUUUGAUCCGAUCAAGCUCUAGUGAUUAUACAGAGCGUCCCAAUAGCACUCUCUCGAAUCCUUCUCUGAAGAUAACGAAAUCGUUGGUCGAACAGGUCGGCCAAGUCAGAGAGCAGUUCCACAUUACGGGUCUCAAUAGUUCGACCACGUAUGUGGCAUACCUUACAAUGAGAGUUUCCUCUGCCACGACAGGUAUAGCGGGCACUAUAUUCCAGAAAACUGUUUUUAGUACGAUGGAAAAUGAUGCAUGUUCCCUGAUCUUUGGUUUGGACUUCUGCAAGGGUGUUGCAUACUCUGUGCCCACGUCCUCGCUCCAGAAUAAGGAUAAAACCCUUAUGGCGGGCGCAUACGAUGCCAUUGCGAGCUCGUUAUAUGCCAAUUUUUCUCUCGCACUACAGCUAAUUCCUUGUGAUGAAAGUACUGAAUCUAGGUAUUCUCCAUUGAGACACUGUGAGGAUUGCGAACAGUCUUACAAGAGUUGGCUGUGUGCAGUAACUAUACCUCGAUGCACGAGCAGGCCGAAAGAAAACUAUGUUGCUCGAGAUAGUGACGAUAACAGAAAUGCAUUAAUUAACGAUAAGAUUAAACCUGUCAGCAACUAUUAUGAGAUUCUCCCAUGCAUAGAUAUGUGCCAUCAAAUGGUGCGCGAUUGUCCAUCUUCCUUUGGGUUUUCAUGUCCAAGUCGAUCGAAAUUCCCACAGCUGGCGCAUCGCAGUUACCAGUCAUACUCUAAUGUUUCGGAAGCAUUGAAUUGCAAUUAUAUCGGUAAUGCGGAAAUAAUCUCUACGUAA
Eremothecium gossypii ATCC 10895 is the source of this 1605-nucleotide messenger RNA. RefSeq names its product Mid1p (gene MID1). The transcript has a single exon. Gene Ontology annotation, molecular function: calcium channel activity. Gene Ontology annotation, biological process: calcium ion import across plasma membrane. Bases 1 to 1605 code for a protein of 534 amino acids. The record is from RefSeq and is marked provisional. NCBI's taxonomy places the organism in Eukaryota, Fungi, Ascomycota, Saccharomycetes, Saccharomycetales, Saccharomycetaceae.